Parasteatoda tepidariorum (common house spider) is the source of this 1856-nucleotide messenger RNA. It is a transcript of the gene P58IPK, whose product is annotated as dnaJ homolog subfamily C member P58IPK. Gene Ontology annotation, biological process: protein folding in endoplasmic reticulum. The record is from RefSeq and is a predicted model, not a curated record. Gene Ontology annotation, cellular component: endoplasmic reticulum. Gene Ontology annotation, molecular function: protein-folding chaperone binding; misfolded protein binding. Lineage: Eukaryota; Metazoa; Arthropoda; Arachnida; Araneae; Theridiidae.
CAUAAGCGGUUGUCCUCCAAUAACAUAACAACACGCUCAGCCGAAACAAGUAUUGAAAAUGAAAUGAGAAUAUCUGUUUCUUUAGUCUGAUUAUGUUUCAUUUAUAUUCAUUGCUUUAAAUGCCAAAUAUUAUGAGCUGUCAGCAAAAAGAAAAAUUUCUCAAAAUCAGCAUAUAAUCGCUUGAACGAAUUUGCUUCAUGUUUUUUAUAGACUUAAAUUAUUUUGACUUGUUAUAAAAAUUUUAAAAGCUAAUAAUGGUGCCAUCGUUACGUGUUGUUAUUUCUUUAUUAUAUUUAAUCAGAGAAAUUGCUGACGUGAGAGGUGAUGAAUGGCUAAAUAACUUAGAAAUCGAUCGACACUUACAACUUGGUCGAGAGCUGUUAUCUCAGGGUCUUUAUGAUGAUGCUUUAUCUCAUUACCAUGCAGCUGUUGAGGCUGACCCAUAUAACUAUUUAACUUAUUAUACUAGAGCUACAGUAUAUCUUGCUAUUGGAAAAAUUGCCUCAGCAUUGAAAGAUUUAAGUAAAGUUAUUGAAAUCAAGCCGGACUUUGUGGCUGCUCGCUUGCAAAGAGGGAAUGUUUAUUUGAAACAAGGACGACUUGAUGAAGCACAUAUUGAUUAUGAAUAUGUUCUUCGUAUGGAUCCAUCUCAUAUAGAUGCCAAUCAUGGAUAUGCUGUGAUUGAACCACUUAAAAGAGAUGUUCAGUUAGCUUAUGCAUUUGUGGAGGACCACAAUUAUCAUGAAGCCAUAGAUUUGUUGACUCGACUACUUCAGGAAUUACCAUGGGACACUAAACUGAGAGAAAUGAGAUCUGGAUGUUAUGAGUCUAUUGGGGAUUUAAUGAGUGCUAUCAGUGAUUUAAGAGGAAUUUUGAAAUCACAAACCGAGAAUCAGUUACGAUAUUUAAAACUUAGUGAACUUUAUUAUGAAAUUGGAGAAACUGAAGAAUCACUAAAUGCUAUACGAGAAUGUCUGCGAUAUGAUCCUGACCACAAAGGCUGCUUUGCUCAUUAUAAAUAUGUUAAAAAGAUUGCUGCCCAUCUUAAAGCUAUUCAAGAAUUUAUAAAUGAAAAAAAUUAUGAAGAAUGUGUCACACGGGCUGAGAAAGCUAUAGCACUAGAAACUAAAGUUCCCCACAUGAUGUAUGUCUUAAGAUAUAAAUCGUGCCAGUGCCUAAAUAAGGCUGGAAGUCCAACUGAAGCUGUAAAAAUGUGCACAUCAGCAUUAAAAAUUAAACCCGAUGAUGUUGAUGUGCUGUGCGAAAGAGGAGAUGCUUACAUUGCAAACUCUGAAUUUAGCGAGGCUAUAUCUGAUUUUCAAAAAGCAUCGCAGAUUAAUGAUUAUUCUCAAAGAGCUCAUGAUGGUCUGAAAAGAGCACAGAAACUUGAAAAACAGUCCAAAAAGCGUAAUUAUUAUGCCAUUCUGGGUGUUAAGAGAACUGCUGGCAAACGUGAAAUACUGAAAGCAUAUAGAAAAUUGGCUCAAAAAUGGCAUCCCGACAAUUUCCAAGGAGAUGAAAAGAUACCUGCUGAAAAGAAAUUUAUUGAUAUUGCUGCUGCCAAAGAAGUUUUAACAGAUCCUGAAAAGAGACAAAAGUUUGAUAAUGGAGAAGAUCCUCUAGAUCCUGAAAGUCAGCAAGGCUUUAAUCCUUUCCAACAAGGCUUCAAUCCUUUUGAUAGGGGUGUAUAUGACAGUGAUUAUCAAUAUUCUCAUUAUGAUAGUACUGAAGAGGAAUGGUUGUAUGAAGAUACUUAUUAUGUUUUUGUCAUGCAUGAUGAUUGAUGAACGUUUUUUUUUUCCAUCCAUUUUUAAUUCUAGUCUCAUUCUUUUGCUCAAUGUAUAUAAUACAUAAUU